GACACUGUUCUGCUGAAUUGUCCAGAGGGGGUGCAUCUGCAAAAACGUACAGCACUUCAAGUUUAAUUUAUCACUUAAAAUCAAGACACCCCGAACAUCAUGCAGAGUACGAGAAAGACACGGCGGCGGCUACUCAGAACCCCUGUACUGCAUCGCGACUGUGCUUGAUCCACGAUAUAAAGAUCAUUACUUGGAUGUGGGGAAAAAGCUGCGCACACGAGAAAUGAUCCAGGCCGAGUUGGAUUUGGGAAAGCCGCUAGGUGAUGGAGACGGUCAGGUGAUGCACAGCGCAGGAGAUGAAAACAGCGCAGAGAGUAAACGCGCUCGUACUACAGAUGAGCCGCGCACAGUCUCGCUGUCUGACAUGUUCGAUGAGAUCCUCCAAGAGAAUAACCCAUUUGCAAGACAGAGGACAAGCUCAACCGCUCAACAGUUAGAUGGUUAUCUCUCAGAAGUCCCCAUCCCCAGGAGCAAUAACCCUCUCGAAUUUUGGAGGACCAAUCAAGGCCGCUUUCCCGACCUGGCGCAGAUGGCACGCAGGUACUUGUCUGCUCCAUGCACAAGCACCGACAGCGAGAGACUGUUUAGUGCUGCAUCUCAUGUCAUCGAUGAGAAGAGGAACCGACUUUCAUGUGAGAAAGCAGAGAAGCUACUUUUCAUAAAGAAGAACCUGCCACUUUUCCUGAAGAAGUAGGCUAAGUAGGCUUAUGUCUAGGACAGUUAUUUAUUUGUUGUGAGUUCAUCCACAUUUUUUGCACUAUUCAAUGCACAUUUGUUGUUGUAGACAUACAGAGUUACAUUCUUUCAGCAGUCAGUUAUAGGCCUAACAUAGGCUAUUCAAGAAGGGGGGCUUCAAAGAUGGCCAAAUAAAAAUAUAUUUUUUAUUUUACUAAUUUAUUUAUUUUAAGUUAUAUUGUGCUUUGUUUGUAUAAUAUCUGCUGGAAUGUUAAAAAAAUGUUCAGUGUUAAAUAAAUAUUUUGAAAUUAUAUUUUUGUUAUUUGAUUUAUUUCUCUG
Messenger RNA from Onychostoma macrolepis, 1014 nucleotides. Its product is annotated as zinc finger BED domain-containing protein 4-like. Gene Ontology annotation, molecular function: protein dimerization activity. NCBI's taxonomy places the organism in Eukaryota, Metazoa, Chordata, Actinopteri, Cypriniformes, Cyprinidae. The transcript is spliced from 2 exons. Bases 224 to 694 code for a protein of 156 amino acids. The record is from RefSeq and is a predicted model, not a curated record.